Molecule: messenger RNA, 1568 nt
Organism: Oryzias latipes (Japanese medaka)
Lineage: Eukaryota; Metazoa; Chordata; Actinopteri; Beloniformes; Adrianichthyidae
Gene: trmt10a
Product: tRNA methyltransferase 10A
Biological process (GO): tRNA N1-guanine methylation
Cellular component (GO): nucleoplasm; nucleus; cytosol
Molecular function (GO): tRNA binding; methyltransferase activity
Source: RefSeq, a predicted model, not a curated record
AUAGCCCUCAUUUCUCCCUCUUUGUCAGUGAGGUCAAACAUUCUGACAGUAAGAAAGCCAUUAAAACACGUGAUCUGUGUGUUUUGUAUGGGAUCGUUGUGUUCAAUAAAGUUUGUUGAAAGAAAACCACAGUGAGAUCUUCUGAUCCUGCUGAUACCCGCCGCUCCGGUAGGGGGCAGCCUUCAGCAAAGAUCAUCUCUAAACUCGAACUCAUCAAAGAAGACCGGAACCGUGGUGGAAGCGUGCGGUUGCUCCGGUAUCAACGCCACUUUACUCGGUUCGUCCGUGGGGACGGGUUUAGGCUUUCCCGCGCUCGGUCUUAGCAUCACGAGCGGCGGGGUUCGUCCGGUCACCAGCGGAGUCUGCACCCGCUCCCCGACUGAUGAACGAUCUGCGACGAUGGCUGCCGCCGGGAAGACGACGGAGGUUCGAGCGCCGAGCCCGGAGGACGGACACGCCGCUCCGAGCCCGAGCCUGUCCAAGAGGCAGCAGAAGAAGCUGCUGAAGCAGCAGAAGUGGGAGGAGGAGCGGGACCUGCGGAAACAGAGGAGGAAGGAGAGGAAGCAGCUGCGUCGGCAGGAGAGGCAGCAUCUGCAGGACGAGGACCAAGCCGACCAUCACCACGCCAGGAAGCGCUUUCGCCGAGAGGCCACGCCCAGCUCGCUGAGGCUGGUGGUGGACUGCAGCUUCGACAGCCUCAUGCUCGCCAAGGACGUUCAAAAGCUCCACAAACAAAUCCAGCGGUGCUACGCUGAGAACAGGCGAGCGGCUCAUCCCGUGCAGUUUUAUCUGACCAGCAUGGGAGGACAGCUGCAGCAGAGCAUGGAUGAGAAGGACGGAGGAUGGGUGAACUGGAAGGACAUCAGGAUUCAGACGGAACAUUACAGUGAAGUGAUCGGCAAAGAGGACCUGGUGUACCUCACCUCGGACUCUCCCAACGUCCUGAAGGAGCUGGACCACAACAAGGCCUACGUGAUCGGAGGCCUGGUGGACCACAACCACCACAAGGGAAUCACCUUUGAGAAAGCCAAGGAGCUGGGGAUCGAACACGCCCAGCUGCCUCUCAGCGCCUUUGUCAGGAUGAACAGCCGCAAGGUUCUGGCUGUCAACCACGUCUUUGAGAUCAUCCUGGCGUUCCUGGAGAAGAGCAGCUGGCAGGACGCCUUCUUCACCGUCCUACCUCAGAGGAAAGGAGCCGUGGCCUUGAACCCGGCCGGAGACGAGAAGAAUCAGGACAAAGAUCAGGAAUUCAGUUCAGACUCUGAACCCGACACUAAAUCACUUGAAAGCUCAGAAAACGUCUCCUGAAAAAAAAACCCACACCUAAAACAGAGUCAAAGGUUUUGUGAAGACUGUUCUAAACCAGAUUUGAUUUGCUGGUCUUGUUUUGUUUUUUUAGUUAUUUAUUGGAAUAGAUGAAAGUCUCUUUGUUUCAGUAAUGAUUUUAAUUUUUUUAAGCAUCUUUUCACCAAAAUCUGAUUAAUUUGACCCUGAGAGGCGAGUCUGCCGACGGUUGGCGUGUGAACAGAAGUAAUGACGGCUCAAUAAAGACACAGCUUCAUCCUAAA